AUGUCUGCCUCAGCCAGUGAGUCAGUGCUGCUGCGCUUCCCUGAGUCAGAGGGUGCGGUCCCCCACUUCCUGCUGUACCAGUUUCUGUCGGGUUCCUUCGUGGAGUCGCCUUCAGGCAGGUCCCUCGCUGUCGGAACCAAGGCCGGCUACAAGCUGUUUUCCCUGAGCUCCGUGGAACAGCUGGACCACGUCCACGGAAGCAGUAAGUGUGUGUGUGGCUGUCGGAGCAUCACGUCCUCCUGCCGGACUCCCAGCCGGGCUCCUGAGCUUUCCAUUCCCCUCCAACCCCGUGAGCUGUCACACCUAGAGUCCAGGCUGCUGGUCUGCCUGGAGGAGUCCAUUUACAUUCACAAUAUCAAGGACAUGAAGCUUCUGAAAACCAUCCUGGAUAUUCCCGCAAACCCGACAGAAUUAUGUGUGCUUUCUUUAUCCUUUACNAAUUCCUACGUGGCCUAUCCUGGGAGCCUGACCACAGGCGAGAUUGUGCUCUACGACGGACACUCCCUGAAGGCUGUCUGCACCAUCGCUGCCCACGAGGGCACGCUGGCUGCCAUCGCCUUCAACUCCUCGGGCUCCAGGCUGGCCAGCGCCUCCGAGAAGGGCACGGUCAUCCGGGUGUUCUCCGUUCCCGAUGGGCAGAAGCUCUAUGAGUUCCGGAGAGGGGUGAAAAGGUACGUGACCAUCAGCUCCCUGGCUUUCAGCAUGGACUCGCAAUUCCUCUGCGCCUCCAGCAACACGGAGACCGUGCACAUCUUCAAGCUGGAGCAUCUCGCCAACAGCCGACCCGAGGAGCCCUCGACCUGGACUGGCUACGUGGGGAAGAUGUUCCUGGCUGCAUCCAACUACCUCCCCACCCAGGUGUCCGACAUGAUGAACCAGGACAGGGCCUUCGCCACCGGGCGUCUGGGCUUCUCCGGCCACAGGAACAUCUGCACACUCGCCACGAUCCAGAAGCUGCCGCGGCUCCUGGUCGCGUCGUCCAGUGGGCACCUGUAUGUUUACAACCUGGACCCUCAGGACGGAGGAGACUGUGUCCUCAUCAAGACCCACAGCUUGCUUGGCUCAGGAACCAGCGAAGAGAAUAAAGAAAACGACCUCAGACCGCCCUUACCUCAGUCUUACGCCGCGACAGUAGCCAGGCCGAGUGCGUCCGCAGCCUCCACCGUGCCAGGUUACUCCGAGGACGGCGGGGCGCUCCGCGGCGAGGUCAUUCCCGAACACGAGUUUGCCACGGGACCGGUGUGUCUGGACGACGAGAACGAGUUCCCUCCUAUCACCUCGUGCCGUGGAGAUCAGCAGGACAAGGCCGCGCCGUCCUGACGGGCAGCAGGACCGCCCCGGUCAGGAGGUUCUGGAGCAAACGAGGAAGGUGGACGAAAGGCAGGCGGCUGAGUGAGCAGCACCGGGGGUCAGAACCCCCGGGGACGCAGUUCUCGCCGGGCGAGCUCCUCUCAGCUGGCGGGCGCGGGGGCCGGCGUGCACCCACGUCCUGCCCUGGAAAGCGUGUCCCAGCCGCAGCGUCCACGUGAACAAACCGUAUCCAUCGACAACCCGAAUUUUACAUUAGCAAGGGCAUCCUUUUGAACAUGUAUGCUGUGUAUAAAAUGUACCUAUAGAACACCUCUCAGAACUGUAUUCCUUGUAUGUGACUCAAGAGAGGCUGUUGUCGCCAGGCAAAAGAUGUUUGCAGUGAUCGGAAUAAAUCAUUUAUGACCUUUCAGUCCCAUUUAGGACACUAAUAAAAUAAUCAUGGCAAUACACUUGA
Odocoileus virginianus texanus is the source of this 1765-nucleotide messenger RNA. The record is from RefSeq and is a predicted model, not a curated record. Lineage: Eukaryota; Metazoa; Chordata; Mammalia; Artiodactyla; Cervidae.